Aspergillus pseudonomiae is the source of this 813-nucleotide messenger RNA. Its product is annotated as 1-(5-phosphoribosyl)-5- ((5-phosphoribosylamino)methylideneamino)imidazole-4-carboxamide isomerase HIS6. Gene Ontology annotation, cellular component: cytoplasm. The transcript is spliced from 3 exons. The record is from RefSeq and is a predicted model, not a curated record. NCBI's taxonomy places the organism in Eukaryota, Fungi, Ascomycota, Eurotiomycetes, Eurotiales, Aspergillaceae. Gene Ontology annotation, biological process: L-tryptophan biosynthetic process; L-histidine biosynthetic process. Gene Ontology annotation, molecular function: 1-(5-phosphoribosyl)-5-[(5-phosphoribosylamino)methylideneamino]imidazole-4-carboxamide isomerase activity. The coding region runs from base 1 to 771 and encodes 256 amino acids.
AUGACCAAAUUCCGUCCUUGUAUCGAUCUCCACUCGGGUCAAGUUAAGCAGAUUGUUGGAGGGACACUGAGCAAUGUCCCUGCGGAUUUAAAGACGAACUAUGUUUCUAAACUACCGGCUAGUCAUUACGCAGAACUGUACCAAAGACACGACCUACGUGGAGGUCAUGUUGUGAUGCUUGGUUCAGGCAAUGAUGCAGCAGCAAAAGAGGCACUGAGCACAUGGCGGAGUGGCUUGCAGGUCGCCGGUGGAAUCACCGAUAAGAAUGCUCAGUAUUGGAUAGACCAGGGUGCCGAGAAGGUUAUAAUCACAUCAUUCCUCUUUCCAGAGGGCAAAUUCUCUCUUGAAAGAUUGGAAUCGGUUCUUUUGGCUCUUGGAGGUGACAGGUCGAAACUGGUUCUAGAUCUGAGCUGCCGAAGGAAAGACAACACAUGGUUCGUGGCUAUGAACAGGUGGCAGACCAUAACAGAAAUGGAAAUCAAUCAAGAAUCCAUCUCGCUACUGGAGCCAUACUGCUCGGAAUUUCUUAUUCACGCUGCAGAUGUGGAGGGGCUACAACAAGGUAUAGAUGAAGAAUUAGUGUCUAAGCUCUCCGAGUGGUGCUCUAUACCGGUUACGUAUGCUGGCGGUGCACGGAGCCUAGAAGAUCUUGAGAAGGUUCACUCAAGUAGUCGAGGAAAAGUGGACUUAACUAUCGGCAGCGCGUUGGAUAUCUUUGGUGGUUCUGGUGUGACAUUCGAUGAAUGUAUUCAAUGGAAUGAGACUCACUAAAUGAGUGGUAGCUUAGAAAUGUGCCGGUGUAGCUGGCCCGGU